Paramuricea clavata is the source of this 1069-nucleotide messenger RNA. The record is from the annotation of a GenBank genome assembly. NCBI's taxonomy places the organism in Eukaryota, Metazoa, Cnidaria, Anthozoa, Malacalcyonacea, Plexauridae.
AUGCGUCAACUUUACUUCUUGACAGGUGCAACAACAUACCUGACCAGUGACGAAGGUGAAACACACGGCUGGGUCCCGCAAGAAUGUAUUGACUGGGUUGGAUUGUAUUCUGAUAAGAUACGGAAACCUUCAGAUGCACCAAUACAUUUCAGGUGGAAAGAGAAAUCAGAUAUCCAAGUGGCAGGCAUGGUGGCAUUUUACAUCGUGACCAAAGGAAAGCAUCCGUUUGGUCCGAGAAUAGACCAACUGAAGGAUUUGCAUGAUGACAAUCCAGUGGGUUUAAGCAAGCUCAGUGAUCAUGUGGUCGAAGACCUGCUUUCUCAGAUGUUGGGUCGGGAUCUAGAUGAACGACCAUAUGUGGAGCAAGCCUUGAAGCAUCCUUUCUUUCUCUCUUUCGAAGAACAGAUGAAAUUUGUACAAGCUGUGGUUAACGAACCUAAAUUCAUCAAUUAUGCAUCUGAACAUCGAAUUUCUUUGUUACCAACCGAUUGGAAAAGAGUCUUUGGCCAUGAGGACCUCAACACAUUGUGUAGAGGAGGUCACCGCUCCCCGUCAGAGUAUAAUGGUAGCCGAUAUACUGAUUGUCUUCGAUUGAUAGGAAACACAUGUCAGCAUCCGGAUGGCAAACUGCGUCAAUUGAAAAAGAAGACACCGGCUACUUCGUCUCUUGAACACUAUUUCCUUCAACUAUUUCCAACACUCCCGCUUGUUCUUCAUCAAAUAAUAAGAGAGGAUCCCAAAUGGAAAACACUUCCUGCAUUGAAGGAAUUUUUUCCUGUGAUAGACCGUCGCAAGCGUCCGAUACAAACUAAAGCAUACACGAUGUAUCAGGUUAGUAUAUUUCAUGAUUGUUUUCAUUAUUCCUUUAUUAUUCCCAGUCUUAAAACAUGAAUUGGAUAGGAAGGAAAAAACUAAAAUUCAUAUUUGAAUGAAACUGUUUCUAGCUAAAAUUUUGGGAAAUUUACAGAAAAAUUAAACUUUGAAACUGUAAUUGAUUCACCAUACAAUAUACAAUACAAUUACAAAGAAAGAACAAAAGAAAAUAGCAGAUGGUGAGGAUACCUCAUGA